AGUGGAGGAAGAAGAGGCGGGCAAGUUUUGGUUACCGCUUACCGCUUUCUGCGCUUCGCUCUUCCAGCGCUCGUUUGGUCGCUGGGAAGACAACAAGAGCAACGUAAGAUCGCCAUGGCGACAUCGAGCGUGUGUCCGGCGCCGAUGACGGCGACGUCGAACGGGUCGUGGGACGGGGAUAACCCGCUGCACCACUCGCUGCCGCUCAUCAUCCUCCAGAUCUGCCUCGUCCUCGUCGUCACCCGCUCCCUCGCCUUCCUCCUCCGGCCGCUUCGCCAGCCCCGCGUCGUCGCCGAGAUCAUCGGGGGGAUACUUCUUGGGCCAUCAGCGCUUGGCCGCAGCAAGAGGUUCACGGACAAUGUGUUCCCCAAGCAGGGCAUGACGGUGCUCGACACGCUGGCCAACAUCGGCCUCCUUUUCUUCCUCUUCCUGGUCGGCCUCGAGCUCGACCUUCGAUCCAUCCGUCGCACCGGCAAAGGGGCCCUGGCUAUCGCCAUCGCUGGCAUCACCCUCCCCUUCGUCCUCGGCAUCGGCACCUCCGUCGUCCUCCGACACACCAUCGUCGAGGGUGCCCGCCAAGGCCCCUUCCUCGUCUUCAUGGGCGUCGCUCUCUCCAUCACUGCCUUCCCCGUCCUCGCCCGCAUCCUCGCUGAGCUUAGGCUCCUCACCACCGACCUCGGCCGCAUGGCCAUGUCCGCCGCUGCCGUCAACGACGUGGUCGCCUGGAUCCUCCUUGCCCUCGCCAUCGCCCUCUCCGGUUCCGGCUCGCCGCUCAUAUCCCUCUGGGUCCUUCUCACCGGCAUCGGCUUCGUCGCCUGCGUGGCCAUCUUCCUUCGCCCUGUACUCGCCUGGAUGGCCCGGCGCUCGCUGGAGGGCGAGCCCGUGAAGGAGUCCUACGUUUGCGCUACACUCGCCAUUGUGCUCGCCGCCGGCUUCGUCACCGACGCCAUCGGAAUCCACGCCCUAUUCGGCGCCUUCAUGGUGGGUGUCGUCGUGCCGAAGGACGGGCCCUUCGCGGCGGUGAUCAUCGAGAAAGUGGAGGACCUUGUUUCCGGCCUCUUUCUCCCGCUCUACUUCGUCUCCAGCGGUCUCAAGACCAACGUCGCCACGAUCCGCGGCGCCCGCUCCUGGGGCCUCCUCGUCCUCGUCAUCACCAACGCCUGCCUCGGAAAGAUUGCCGGCACGGUCGUCGCGUCCCUCAUCGUCAAGAUCCCCAUUCGCGAGGCCUUCACUCUUGGCUUCCUCAUGAACACCAAGGGACUCGUCGAGCUCAUCGUCCUCAACAUCGGGAAGGACCGCAAGGUACUCAACGACGAGACGUUCGCCAUCAUGGUGCUGAUGGCACUGUUCACCACCUUCAUCACCACCCCCAUCGUCAUGGGAAUCUACAAACCGGCCCGGAGGGCGGCACCCUACAAGCACCGGACGGUCGAGAGGUCCCACGUGGACAGCGAGCUCCGCGUCCUGGCCUGCUUCCACGGCGUCCGCAACAUCCCCACCAUUAUCAACUUGGUGGAGAUCUCCCGCGGCAUCCGCCAUCGACCCCUCGCCGUGUAUGCCCUGCACCUCAUGGAGCUCUCGGAGCGCUCAUCGGCUAUCUCGAUGGUACACAAGGCCCGCCGCAACGGCCUCCCCUUCUGGAACCGGCGGGACAAUGCCGGCCACAUGGUGGUGGCUUUCGAGGCGUACCAGCAGCUCAGUGCCGUCAAUAUCCGCCCCAUGACGGCCAUCUACGACCUCGACACCAUCCACGAGGAUAUCGUCGCCAGCGCCUUGCAGAAGCGCGCCGCCCUCAUUCUUCUCCCCUUCCAUAAGAUGCAACAGCUGGACGGCACCCUCGAGUCCGUCGGCCACCCCUACCAUCUCAUCAACCAGCGCGUGCUCCGCCAUGCCCCUUGCUCCGUCGCCAUCGUCGUCGACCGCGGUCUCGGCGGCACCGCUCAGGUCUCCUCCAGCGAGGUCUCCUACACCGUCGUGGUCCUCUUCUUCGGCGGCCCGGACGACCGCGAGGCCCUCUCUUAUGGUGGGCUCAUGGCGGAGCAUCCGGGCAUCGCACUCACCGUCCUCCGCUUCCUCCCGGCCCCUGUUGAGAACGUGGACCGAAGCGCCGAAGACGAGGCGUGCAUUUCCAAGUUCCGGUCUAACUCGCAGUCGUCGGAUGGGUCUCUCACGUACGAGGAGUCGGCGGCCGCGGAUAUGGCUGGGAUCAUAGCAGCUAUCAAGAAUCUGGGACGGCGCAAUCUCUUCCUAGUGGGUCGGUCCCCGCCGGCGGUUGCCCUGGUCGAGAAGAGCGACUGCCCGGAGCUGGGCCCGGUGGGAAGCUACCUGGUCUCCGCGGAGUUCUCGACCACAGCGUCGGUGCUAAUAAUACAGCGUUACGAUCCUAGCCGGGAAACCUCCAGGCUAGUGGAGCAGGUGGAGGCGGCGGAGGUGGCCGACAUGCCUGACACACCGCUGGCUCUCGUGACCUCCGAGCGUUCUCUGCGUGCCUAAUGACAGCCAAGGUAGAAGAAGGCGAUGGGUUUCUGACUUAGUUCUUUCUCUGUGUUCCUUAUUAUAUACUUAGUUGAUUAUCUUAUCACAAGAAUCGUGAUCAUCAAAGCAAAAUAAUAAGUUCAUUAGA
Musa acuminata subsp. malaccensis (wild Malaysian banana) is the source of this 2623-nucleotide messenger RNA. RefSeq names its product cation/H(+) antiporter 19. NCBI's taxonomy places the organism in Eukaryota, Viridiplantae, Streptophyta, Magnoliopsida, Zingiberales, Musaceae. The record is from RefSeq and is a predicted model, not a curated record. Gene Ontology annotation, biological process: proton transmembrane transport; regulation of pH. Gene Ontology annotation, molecular function: antiporter activity. Gene Ontology annotation, cellular component: endomembrane system; membrane.